AUGGACCGCAGCUGGGAGAGAGCCAGCCUUCCAUCGAAGUAUCGCCCGGACGACGAGGAGAUGGAGCGAUGGUCGAAGCGGUCUGACCGCAAACGAGCCGACGCCGGGGAAAGCCGCCCGUCACAGCGGGCAGAUCCGCCAAACCAUCGUGUAGCCGCCACGCUCCCGGGAGGCCACCACCACGUGCCGGACCUCCGCGCGCCGCCGCCCACGGCCAGAGCAACGGCUAUCCCAGGGCACUGCCCCGCCCACGCCGUCCACCUGGAUCCCACCGCCAGUUCCAGGACGGACGCGCCGCCACCCGCCUCGCAGCCUGAGCCGCACCACAGCGACGGGCGCGUGCUGCCCCGCUGGAUCCACACCGGCAGCAUGCACCCACCGCCCCCGCGCCCUGGCCCUGCGCCGUCAGCCAAUCCCGUGCCAGAUCUGGCAGGGAUAAGGUCAACCCGCCACCACCGAAGAUGCAGCCACCACACCACCAAGGAACAGCAAGGCACCGUCGCCGGGCUCCGCCGCCAGACGCCGCCUCACGCGCCCGCAGUUGUGCCGCCGAGCCCCGCAGCAGCCCGACGCCCCCGACGGCAGGUUGUCCCGCGCCAACCCGAGCCCCCGCGCGGAGAGGAAGAAGAGGCCCCGCCGCCGCCUACGCCGGCUGGGCUUCGCCAGGCGGCGGCGGGAGGGAGAGGGACGGGUCCGGAGGGCUAUGGAUUCCCCCGUCCGCUCGCGGGAGCGGAGCGGGUGGUCGGGUUAGUUAGCAGUGGGGAUUCUUUCAGUCACGCUAGGUCAUUCUAUCAGGGGGUUUCCUUUCCCGCCGGCGGGGAUGAUGAAGGAUAA
Messenger RNA from Aegilops tauschii subsp. strangulata, 834 nucleotides. NCBI's taxonomy places the organism in Eukaryota, Viridiplantae, Streptophyta, Magnoliopsida, Poales, Poaceae. The record is from RefSeq and is a predicted model, not a curated record.